Colossoma macropomum (tambaqui) is the source of this 1078-nucleotide messenger RNA. It is a transcript of the gene dph3, whose product is annotated as diphthamide biosynthesis 3. The record is from RefSeq and is a predicted model, not a curated record. Gene Ontology annotation, biological process: protein histidyl modification to diphthamide. Gene Ontology annotation, molecular function: metal ion binding. Lineage: Eukaryota; Metazoa; Chordata; Actinopteri; Characiformes; Serrasalmidae. The transcript is spliced from 3 exons. The coding region runs from base 57 to 308 and encodes 83 amino acids.
CCCCGCGACGGUCAGUCGUAACCCGCACGUGAAAUCAGCCGGUAGAAGAGUUUAAAAUGUCGGUUUUCCACGACGAGGUUGAAAUCGAGGACUUUGAAUACGACGAAGAAACGGAAACGUACUACUUUCCGUGUCCGUGCGGAGACAGAUUCGCCAUCGCGAAGGAGGAUCUGGAGAAUGGUGAGGAGGUGGCCACCUGUCCGAGCUGCUCACUUAUAGUGAAAGUAAUUUAUGACAAGGAGCAGUUCAUGUGUGGGGAAGUCAUUGAAGCACCGGCUGCGUCUGAAGCUAAACUGGAGGUGGCCUAAAGAUGACGGCUAUCAUCAUCAGCUACAUUUUGGCCCAAAGACUGUACGAGGAACAUUUGGACAUGAUGUCUUCAGCUCCACUACUACUAAAUAACUCCACUAACUGGAUUUGUAGAACUACCGAGUGGGGGAAACUCCUCUGUUCUCAUGCACUCAAGACAUUUGCAACAGCAGUAUUUUGCACUUGGACAGUCAAUGUAGUUAAUAUUAUAAAGUUAUUUAUAUUUAAUAGCAUGUGUAGAUAGACUCUGAAUAUAUUUUAUAUUUGUUGUAUUUUAAAAUAAAUUCUAGGGAAUUUGAAGCAUUUUAGUUGUAAUUAUGGCACUUGAACAGCAGGGGGUGCUGCUGAAUCAUCAAAAAAAUCAGCUCGUAUACUGGUAGGUCUCUCCAUUAGCAUACAGAUAUCAAACGGGUUUGGGGAGUAACGAACUACAUGCUGUUACAGGGAAUUCUCUGCCAUAUUAGAAGGUUAGAACUGACAAAACUAACAUACUGACAGCAUCGCUUCCAGUAGGACGAUUUCACAGCUGAUAACACAGAUAACGGCCUUAUUAUGUGGCUUGUAAGUACAAUGUAGGUAAGGGGUGUCAAACUCAACCACUAAAGGGGCCGUAUUAAAAAAUCUCAGCAAUCUGUGGGUCAGAGAAAAAAAUGUUUAUUUUAUUUUUAAUUAAUGUUGUGCUCUAACCCGAACACUGUAAAAUACAGGCAUGUGUAGUAAACCUUAAAAUACAGGGUGUCCCAAAAAAAUUGACAUCAUUUGAGAUGUG